Messenger RNA from Chrysochloris asiatica (Cape golden mole), 3555 nucleotides. RefSeq names its product ADAM metallopeptidase with thrombospondin type 1 motif, 13 (gene ADAMTS13). Lineage: Eukaryota; Metazoa; Chordata; Mammalia; Afrosoricida; Chrysochloridae. Gene Ontology annotation, cellular component: extracellular matrix. The coding region runs from base 1 to 3555 and encodes 1184 amino acids. Gene Ontology annotation, molecular function: metalloendopeptidase activity. The record is from RefSeq and is a predicted model, not a curated record. Gene Ontology annotation, biological process: extracellular matrix organization; proteolysis. The transcript has 27 exons.
AUGUGCGCUCGGCAUGUCUCCAUCCAGGCCAGGAGCACAAGACGGGCGCGGUCAGCGGGGACCAUUCUGCACCUAGAACUGCUGGUGGUGGUGGGCCCCGACGUCCACCAAGUCCACCAGGAAGACACAGAACGCUACGUGCUCACUAACCUCAACAUCGGGUCAGAACUCCUGAGGGACCCAUCCCUGGGGGCUCAGCUCCAAGUACACCUGGUGAAGAUGAUCGUCCUAACAGAGCCUAAGGAUGCUCCGAACAUCACAGCCAACAUCACCUCCUCAUUGUUGAAUGUCUGUGACUGGAGCAGGUCCAUCAACCCCACGGAUGACUCGGACCCCGGUCAUGCCGAUCUGGUCCUCUACAUCACCAGGUUCGACCUGGAGUUGCCAAAUGGGGACCGUCAGGUUCGGGGGGUCACCCAACUUGGGGGUGUCUGCUCCUCCACCUGGAGCUGUCUCAUUACCGAGGACACUGGCUUUGACCUGGGGGUCACUAUCGCCCAUGAGAUAGGGCACAGUCUCGGCCUGGAGCACGACCGCGCGCCAGACAGUGGCUGUGGGGCCAGUGGCCACGUGAUGGCGGCGGAUGGUGUAGCGGCGGUCCGUGUGGGCGCCCCCUGGUCCACCUGUAGUCGCCGGCAGCUGGUGCAACUGCUCAGCGCAGGACGGGCGCGCUGCCUGUGGGACCCGCCACCCCCACAGCCCGAGACCCCAGGACGUCCGCCCGACGUGCAGCCUGGUCUUUACUACAGUGCCGACGAGCAGUGCCAAGUGGCCUUCGGGCGCACUGCUGUGGCCUGCACCUUCUCCAGGGAGCAAGUGGAUGUGUGCCAGGCGCUUUCCUGCCACACAAACCCCCUGGACCACAGUAGCUGUACCCGACUCCUUGUCCCCCUGCUGGAUGGGACGGAAUGCAGCUUGAACAAGUGGUGCUUCGGGGGGCGCUGUCGCUCGCUGGUUGAGCUGCCCCCUGUGUCUGCGGUGCACGGGCACUGGUCCAGCUGGGGGCGCCCCAGUCCUUGCUCCCGCUCCUGCGGAGGAGGCGUGGUCACCAGGAAGCGGAUGUGUAACAAUCCCAGACCUGCCUUUGGGGGGCGUGAGUGCACAGGUGUUGACCUCCAAGCUGAGCUGUGCAACACUCAGGCCUGCAGGACUAGCCAGCUGGAGUUCAUGUCUGAACAAUGUGCCCAAACCAAUGGGCAGCCGCUGCUCCUCCCCAAAGGCAACACCUCCUUCUACCGCUGGAGCUCAGCCGUGCAGUUCAGCCGAGGGGACUCUCUAUGCAGGCACAUGUGUCGGGCUGUGGGCCAGAGCUUCAUUGUGAGUCGUGGGGACAGCUUUGUGGACGGGACCCGCUGUGUGCCAAGUGUCCCUCAGGAAGAUGGGACCCUCAGCUUGUGCAUCUCUGGCAGCUGCAGGACCCUGGGCUGUGAUGGCAGGAUGGACUCCCGGCAGGUACGUGACAUGUGCCAGGUGUGUGGAGGAGAUAACAGCACCUGCAGUCGGCAGAGCGGCUCUUUCUCGGCUGGAAGAGCCAGAGAAUAUGUGACCUUCCUCACCAUCACCCCCAACAUGACCAGUAUCCACGUUGUCAACCACAGGCCGCUCUUCACACACUUGGCGGUCAGGAUCAGAGGGCAGUACGUCGUGGCUGGCAACACAAGUGUCUCUCCCAGUACCACCUACCCCUCCAUCCUGGAAGACAGCCACCUCAAGUACACAGUGCUGCUCAGUGAGGACCAGCUGCCCCGCCGGGAGGAGCUCCGUAUCCAGGGACCUGCCCAGGAAGACAUUGAGAUCCAGGUUUACAGGCGCUAUGGUGAUGAAUAUGGCAGCCCUGCCCGCCCAGACAUCACCUUCAGUUAUUUCCAGCCUCUGGUGGGGACGUGGACCGCCGUGCGGGGGGCCUGUUCGGUGAGCUGUGGGGCAGGGCAACACUUGGUGACCUACAGCUGUCUAAACCAGAGCCAGGGGAUGGAGGCUGCCGGGUGCAGAGGGAGACCGAAGCCACCAGCGAGGCUGGAGUCCUGCAUCCUAGCACCUUGUCCACCGUGGAGGGAGGCGUUGGCCCCUGACCCUGCUGUGGAGAACGGGACUCGUGCUCUCGGCGGAGAAGACCAGGAGGCUCCAGUGGCUGCUCUUUCUGGGCACGUGUGGAUUCUUGUGGGUGGACCCUGCUCCGUCUCUUGUGGCCGAGGCCUGAGGAAGUUGCACUCCGUGUGCUCUGAUGCUGCCCAGGGCACAGUGGUGGCAGAAGAGCUGUGUGCUCUGGAGAGCAGGCCCAGGAGCCAAUGGGAGGCCUGCCUGGCAUCCCUGUGUCCGGCACGAUGGGAGACCCGUGCCUUGGCGCCAUGUCCGGUGACUUGUGGAGGGGGCCAGGUGCCACUGGCUGUGCGUUGUGUGAGGCCGGACCAGGGCCACACCAUCCCCCUGCCCCAUGCCAAGUGCUGGCGGCUGCCCCGGCCCAGCCCCCAUGAGGACUGCAGCCCAGAGCCCUGCCCCGCCAGGUGGAGAGUCCUGCUCCCAGGCCCAUGCUCCACCACCUGCGGCCUUGGCAUCGCUCUGCGCUCGGUGGCCUGUGUACAACUGGACCAGGGCCACGAGAUAGAGCUGGAGGAGGUGGCUUGUGCAGGCCUGGAGCGGCCACAGGCCUCGGUCCCCUGCCUGCUCACCAACUGCACCUACCGGUGGACUGUCAACACUUGGACAGAGUGCUCUGUCUCCUGUGGAAAUGGCAUCCAGAGCCGGCAGGAUGUCUGCUUGGGACCCCAGGCUGGGACCCCCGUUCCAGCCAACUUCUGCCAGCACCUGCCCAAGCCAGCAACAGUGCGGGGCUGCUGGGCAGGGUUCUGCUGUGGGAGGGGUGCCUGUGGGCAGCAAUUCCUCCAGCCAGAAGGAACCAUUGACCUCCGAGGCCUGUCGCAGGCAGACUGCAUGGUGGCCAUCGGGCGGCCCCUGGGGGAGAUGAUCACUUUCCACGUGCUGGAGAGUUCCUUGAACUGCAGUGCUGGGGACCUGAUGCUGCUAUGGAGCAGGCUUAUGUGGAGGGGCAUGUGCAGGGGGCUGAUGGGCACCACCUUCAGCUCCAGGACCAACACACUGGUGAUGAGGCAGCGUCGGGUGCAGCCAACUAACGGGGUGCUGGUGCACUACAGGGCCAAGCCUGCCCUGCACCCAUCCCACCGAGAAUGUGACAUGCAGCUCUUUGGACCCCGGGGUGAAAUCUCGAGCUCCAUGCUGAAUCCAGAUGGGAGGAGUACAGGGGGCUGCCGGGUCUUCAUCAACGUGUCUCCACAAGCUCGGGUAGCCAUUCAGGCCCUGGUCACCGACGUGGGCACAGGGACCAAGGGGUCUAAGGCCAGCGACAUCUCGAUCCGGGACAUCCACAGCCUGAGGAUCUCCACGUUCCGCGGGCAGCAGUUGCUCUACUGGGAGUCAAGGGGCAGCCAGGUAGAGGUGGAGUUCAGUGAGGGCUUUCUGGAGGCCCAUGCCAGCCUGCGGGGCCAGUACUGGACCCUCUAUAGGGUGCCAGAAGAGGGGGCCCCUGCUUUGCCCUAG